AAUCAAUCAUUGUUUCUACAGCCAAUCAGCAGAAACCAAAGCGAUGAAGGCAUCAAUUUUCUUCCUGAUUCCUAUUCUUUUCGUGCUGCAAACACAAGCACAAACCAGAGACUACUGCGCAGCCACUUUAUGCGAAACAGGAUACCAUGUCGCUUGCAUAAAGAAAAAUGUAUUCGCUGCUACCUGCCCAAAGGAUGCUAAGCUCGUUACUGGAGGAAACUAUCAAGUCAAUAUACUGAAAGCCCAUAACCGUGUUAGGAAUGAUAUUGCCCUUGCCACGGCAACUGGAUUUGAGUCGGCUAUGCGCAUGGCUACUGUGGUAUGGGAUAAUGAGCUUGCAACAUUAGCACAAGUUUGGGUUAAACAAUGCGUAGCAGAAAAUGAUGAAUGCCGCAACACAGACCGCUUCAACUCAGUUGGACAAAACGUUCACAGUACACUGAAAUCGAAUAAUUUUGACAUCCCCACCCUUAUCAAUGAAAUUCUCGAUGAAUGGUACAAUGAAUAUUCCGCCAUGACCGCUGCAGAGAUUAGCGCAUACACAGCUGAUGAUACUUAUCGCAACUUCGCUCAAUUGGCCGUAGACAAAGUAACAAGGAUCGGCUGUGCAACAGUUCAGUACACCGAGGGAAGCAAAUUCAGAGUGUUUACAGUUUGCAACUAUGCUUCAUCGCCUCAAGAUGGACAGCCACUCUACGUAACUGGAUGCCCCCUCGCUCAAUGCCUUAAAGGAAAGAACAAUGACUUCCCUGGACUAUGUCACCCAUCGGAAAUUAUUGAUCCUAACUUCUUUGACUGA
Hermetia illucens (black soldier fly) is the source of this 799-nucleotide messenger RNA. Its product is annotated as antigen 5 like allergen Cul n 1-like. Bases 44 to 799 code for a protein of 251 amino acids. The record is from RefSeq and is a predicted model, not a curated record. NCBI's taxonomy places the organism in Eukaryota, Metazoa, Arthropoda, Insecta, Diptera, Stratiomyidae. The transcript is spliced from 4 exons.